AUGGUUAUUAAGAUUGAUUUAUGUUCAUUUAGUGAAUGGCCUAUUUACCCUGGACACGGAAGAAGAUUUGUGGCUAAAGAUGGUAGAUUAUUUUACUACUUAAAUUAAAAGAGUAGGGCCUUCUCAGCUAGAAAAGAAUAAUUUGCAUUUAUUAUUUAGAUUAAAAGCCAAGAAAUUUAAUGGACUGUUGCUUUAAGAAGAUUAAACAAAAAAAUCAAAACAGAUGAGGGUUCUAAAAACGAAGAAUUAGAAAUCUUAAAAUUUAAAGAGCUAUAGUUGGUAUUUGGUUAGAAGAAAUUCGAAGAAGAAGAAAAGAAGAUGAAAGUAAAUUUAUUUUAUAAAUUUAGAAAAAAAUAAAUUUAGAAACUCGUAAGGCUUAAGCUGAAUAAGCAGCAAGAGAGAUUAAAGAAAGAAAACAAAAGUAAAUAGAUGUCUAAAAAUAAUAACGCAAAGGAGUAACAGGUACCUAAAAAGUUGCACAAAAAGCCGAAACUAAAGCAUCUUAAAAGGCUGUUGCUAAAACUGCAGGUAAAUAAAAAGGGAAAAAAUGA
Messenger RNA from Paramecium sonneborni, 551 nucleotides. NCBI's taxonomy places the organism in Eukaryota, Ciliophora, Oligohymenophorea, Peniculida, Parameciidae. The record is from the annotation of a GenBank genome assembly.